Molecule: messenger RNA, 279 nt
Organism: Mesorhabditis belari
Lineage: Eukaryota; Metazoa; Nematoda; Chromadorea; Rhabditida; Rhabditidae
Source: the annotation of a GenBank genome assembly
AUGCGCCAAGGCGGGAAAACGAUAAUUUUCUGUGCAGCGGGUGUGAGUCGAUCGGCCGCUCUAUGUCUUGCCUAUUUGGUGAAAGGUGAAGGGUUCACACUCAAGGACGCAUAUCAUCAUCUCAAUCAGCGCCGUCCAAUCGUUUCACCGAAUGUCGGCUUCUGGCGUCAAUUGAUCGACUAUGAGAAAGAGGCGAAAGGGGAUUCAACCGUCAACUUGAUCACUGGCAGAAUGGCUCGUCCGGUGCCGGAUGUCUACUUGCAUCGAACCCUCAAAACU